Adineta ricciae is the source of this 2127-nucleotide messenger RNA. The record is from the annotation of a GenBank genome assembly. NCBI's taxonomy places the organism in Eukaryota, Metazoa, Rotifera, Eurotatoria, Adinetida, Adinetidae.
AUGGGUGGAUCAACGUCGAAUAUCGCUCAUUCGACCGAUGAAAAUCUUGAAUCGUUGUCACUGAUUUGGCUGGAUGCCAAUGUUGACAACUCCAGAGAAAACAUUGAUAUACAAAACCAACUUCGUUCCAUCGUAAACUAUUUGAAGACAUUUCAAGAUGUGACAGAAUGCGAAAAUUAUAUUCGAUCAAUGCUCGAUGGAGAUAGAGUGUUACUCAUCGUCAGUGGACGUCUGGGUCAAUACAUAGUACCGCGCAUUCAUAAACUUCGCCAGAUUCUUGCUGUCUAUGUCUUUUGCUGUAACAAAGUGAACCAUCAAGACUGGGCUAAACAAUUUACCAAGGUGAAAGGCUUAUUUACCAAGACGCAAGAUCUUGUCUCUAGCAUUCAAUCGGAUCGUGAACGACGGAAACAAGGCGACGAGCCAAUCUUAUUUUCUGUUCAAGGACGAUCAACUAGUGAACUAAAUGGGCAAUUUGUUCAUUCUCAAAUCUUUAUUGAUAUUUUACUUCGAAUAAAACCAACCCAAGAAGACAGAGACGAACUCAAUUUUCUUCUUCACAAGAUAUACAAAGGAAAUGCUAGUGAAUUAGCGAUUAUCAAAGAAUUCGAUAAGAAAUAUCGAGCUGAUGAUGCACUGUGGUGGUACACAAGAGAAUCGUUCGUUUAUCGAUUGUUAAACAAAGCUCUUCGAGUACAAAAUAUUGAUAUUCUCUUUCUAUUUCGAUUUUUUAUCGUUGAUCUUCAACAACAGCUCGCUAAAUAUCGAUGUACCACCCCUAUUCGUCUCUACCGGGGUCAAAAAAUGUGCAAAGACGAAGUACAAAUGUUACGUAACUCCAUCGGUCAAUUCGUCUCAUUCAAUUCUUUUCUAUCAACCAGCAUCUAUUCUUCCGUAGCGCAUAAGUUCUUAAUGCAAACGUCUGGUGAUGGUGAAAGAGUCUUAUUCCAGAUCGAUGCCGAUCCUACUAUUUCAACAAAACCUUUUGCAGAUAUCACUCAGCGUAGUCAUUUUUGUAACGAAAAAGAAGUGUUGAUUAUGCUUGGAUCAAUCUGUCGAAUUAUUGACGUAUGCAUCAAUGAUGAGCAAAUAUAUGUGGUUCAAAUGACGUUGUGCUCAGACGAUGAUCAUCACCUGAAAAAUAUUUUUGAAUACAUGAAGAGUCUACAUGGAGGCGGAGAAAAGAAUCUUCUCUCAUUUGGCAAUGUACUUGCAGAGAUGGGUAGAUUUGAUGAAGCCGAAAAGUAUUAUUUCCGUCUACUAAAACAUCUUUCUGCAGAUAAUCCAAACAUUGCUCGUUGCUAUCAUGGACUCGGCAAUAUAGCUGAUGAAAAAGAUGAUUAUGAUGCAAGUCUCGAGUGGCAUCAAAAGUCACUUCAGAUAAGAACUGCAGUCUUACGCGCAGAUCAUCCUCAUCUCGCGGCGAAUUAUAUUAGUAUUGGCUGUGCGUUUUUUAAUCAAGCAGAUUAUCAACAAGCUUUUGAAUCCUUUGAAAAAGCACAUGAUAUUAUCGAAACAGCAUUUGGUGCCAGGCAUCCUGAUGUUGCCAUGUGUUUGAAUAACAUGGGCUGUGUCUACGAACGCGAACAAAAGUACAUCACGGCGUUGAGAUACCACGAGAAAGCGUUGAGAAUUCGUUUAAAAUGUUUACCUGAAUAUCAUCCUGAUGUGGCACAAUCUUAUCAUAAUAUUGGUAAUGUCUAUCGUGCGUUGCGAGAGUAUGAUGUUGCAUUAGAAAAUUAUCAGAAAGCAUUGGAAAUCAAAUUCAAAUCUUUACCUUCUGAUCAUCGUGAUAUUGCUCUCACCUUGGAAAAUAUCGGUAACGUGUACAACGAUAAAGACAAUUUGCAAGAAGCACUCUCAUAUUAUAAAAAAGCAGAAUUCAUUUAUGAUCGUUCUUUACCGGCUACACACAUGACUGCAUUUUCAUCAAGUAAGUUCCCCUACAGUUGCUGGCACUAUGUGGGGGCUGGGGAUAGCAGCAACAAUAGAAAUGUGACAGGACCGGUACCAAGGGGCGUACAACAUGCCAAUCCACUUCUUUAUACAUUAGCUCAAGAUCAUAUGAACAUUCAACCGUAUUGGAUUAUGGUUUUACAAUUAAUUGUGAAAUAUAUCAUCAUUUAG